Kickxella alabastrina is the source of this 1478-nucleotide messenger RNA. RefSeq lists its product as uncharacterized. The record is from RefSeq and is a predicted model, not a curated record. The coding region runs from base 211 to 1032 and encodes 273 amino acids. The transcript has a single exon. NCBI's taxonomy places the organism in Eukaryota, Fungi, Kickxellomycota, Kickxellomycetes, Kickxellales, Kickxellaceae.
UAUUCUGUGCCAGCCGAACAAUGUUUUGUUUGCAAUAUUGGAGGAUGCUGACACCCAGCUACUGCUUUUGGAGGCUGCUAUCCUGUGCAGUAACCUCGCAUUUGCCGUGUUUAUCUGCCAGGCCGCUGUCCAGACGCCGGAUAAGGGCACCAUUCAAGUGUCUGGCAAGGUCGACGGUGAUUCAGCUGUGAUCUGGACGCCACACUUGGCAUGUUGGCGCAGGUGGCACCAUGGCCCGUUUUAAACCAACUGCUGGGUGGAGAUAUGGGCGAUGUCAUUCAGCGGUUGAUGGAGCAUAGCGUCAGUGUGGCCGAGGGUGACCUUGAAAACGCGCUGUCCUCACUUCAGGUGUCGGACGACUCAGAUUUCGGGUUUGGUACGCAAAGGGGCGUGACCGCGUCGACCCGCUUGGCAGUGUUUGAUAUCAGCGUGGCUGGGGUACCCGAGCCCCUGGCCGUUCAAAUCAACGCUUCCUCGGAUUAUCUCAGCUCACACGCAUCGGGCCUGUUUUUGGCCGACCGGUUCUUGGACUGCAUGGUAAUCCGCGCAACGCAGAGCCUGACACCUAAGCCCAGACUGCAGUUAUUCGCUGAUACAGUCUACUCUGCAGCCGCAGCUAAUCCGGACGGCCCGCAGUGGCUUGCCGCAAUAAAGCAUGCAUUCGGUCAUGGCGAGAUUUCGCCUGCGCGUGCUGUUGCUCUGUUGCAGUCAUAUAUGGUUGCGGACCGCUUAGACCAGGAAGAGAGCGUGGGCCAGUGGUGGAGCGUAUACACUGCCAGUACGAUCGCGUCAGCGUACGAGACAAGGGGCCUGUUGUGUGCGCCGAGCAAGCUGGCUUGGCCAAGUAUCCCGGCCGACCAGCGCGCUGUCGAUAUCGUGGUGCACGCGGUGCCAGCUAGCCACCGCGUCGACCUAUGCUUUGCGCAUGUGCCGCAGCUAGAUUGGAGGGCCACAUCCAGGACCCCUUUGUCAGCGACUUUACUGACUUUAGAGGCGUUGUCGACUUGGGCGCCAUGGCCGGCGCAGGUGUAGAUGUGACAAAGGCAAAGGAGGUUCUGCUAUACCUUAGCUCGGGGUCGGCGGCCAGCGACUAUACUAAUGGGCUGAACACGGACCUUUUAAUGGAAGGAUCAGGAAAAGUCCGAUUCACCGCUACUGGCACGUUCGACCCGGCGUCGCAGCUGAUCGCACACAUGUCCACCCAGCCAGCAUGCCCGCCCACACUGUUGACUGUAGACUUCAACGCCAAUGCUGUCAUGCAAAUGGCGAACUAUAUCCCGCAGCUAUUUGCCAUGCUGUCCUACAAGCACACUGGCUCCCUAGAUUCGCAGCCCACCGAUAUCACCAUCAGCCACAACGCUCUGGGCAUACUCGAGUGCCUGGCAGCGAGCGAUCCCGAUUUGAUUAUGUUCCAUGCGGUGGUAGCCAGCAGGUCGCUCCCAAGACAUCCAGAGCCAGUCAGCUGGUCGCGCAUCUGC